Nerophis lumbriciformis (worm pipefish) is the source of this 2404-nucleotide messenger RNA. It is a transcript of the gene gphb5, whose product is annotated as glycoprotein hormone subunit beta 5. Gene Ontology annotation, cellular component: cytoplasm; extracellular region. Gene Ontology annotation, molecular function: hormone activity. Gene Ontology annotation, biological process: regulation of thyroid hormone receptor signaling pathway; G protein-coupled receptor signaling pathway. Lineage: Eukaryota; Metazoa; Chordata; Actinopteri; Syngnathiformes; Syngnathidae. The record is from RefSeq and is a predicted model, not a curated record.
UAGAAAAGAUUGAAUAUCAAGAGUAUGUAAACAUCUCGCUUUGUUUCCUGCCAGACGACCUCAUCGACAUGUUUUGUAAUCAAGCAAAGACGCAGCAAAACACAAAAACAAAAAGUAAAAAACACCCGAAUAUCCAAUAAAAUCUCACCUUGUCAAUUAUCUGGCCCCUUUCCAUCACACAUGCUCACACUGCUACAAUAACAACAAACCCCCACUCUGCUUUGAAUCAAAACCACUUUGACGCAGUGCCUCUGAUAGGGUAUUUCAACUGGCGGCCCGGGGGCCAAAUCCGCUCCCAAGUUCAGUUCAUAACUUGAGCAAUAAACCUUUCUGCAGCACAUUUCUUAAAAUCCCUAGUGUGAUCCUGUUCUAUAGAGGAACUCGAAGCACUGUAAACACAUUGGCAGAUCCUUGCAUUGCCAUUUUAACCUUGCUAGCAAAUGUAGAACACUCAGGUCAUAACUUGUGAUUUACAUAACUGAGAUGUUCCUCAAAGCCCCCCUUUAAGUCCUUUCUCUUUUGGCAGUUCCACAUUUUUUUUCGUAACGUGAUUGAUGUCAGGGGUUUUUAACCUUUUUUUUUUUACCUUGGGGCGUGGGGCCCACUCAAAUAUGAACAUUGAAUUAGUAAUCUUACUCCUGAUUUAAGUUUUAUUCAAUAAUUAGAUCUAACCUACUUACAGUUUACAAUCUUGUCAAAUGUAGUGAAACCAUGUGUUAAUCACAUAGAUUAUUAUUAUUAUUGUUAGAUUGUAUUAUAUUAUUUUUAUAUACAUAUUAUAAUUAAUUAGAAAACUAAAUAUUAAUCAAAUACACUGCAUAAGAAGGGACUCAUACAUCCAUCCAUCCAUUUUCUACAACUAAUAUACAGACAAUUAUGUUAUAUGCUAAAAUAAACUAAAACAAUUAAUAUAUUUUUUAAACGAUCAAUGAAAUUAAAGUGCAAUGUUCUCCUCGUGACUGCGUGGGUUCCCUCCCGGUACUCCGGCUUCCUCCCACCUCCAAAGACAUGCACCUGGGGAUAGGUUGAUUGGCAACACUAAAUUGGCCCUAGUGUGUGAAUGUGAGUGUGAAUGUUGUCUGUCUAUCUGUGUUGGCCCUGUGAUGAGGUGGCGACUUGUCCAGGGUGUACCCCGCCUACCGCCCGAAUGCAGCUGAGAUUGGCUCCAGCACCCCCCGCAACUCUGAAAGGGACAAGCGGUAGAAAAUGGAUGGAUGGAUGAAAAUAUAGCUUCACUACUUUAAUCAUAAUUUUUGCGCUUAAGGAACUUCUUUAUGGCUUUCGCUCCAGUCUUUGAGAUUGUCAUUACUGCCACAAGUGGUGAAAAAGUGUAUAACUACAGAGAACUGCUGCAGCCCAUACGGACCACAGCUAAGAAAUAUAUUUUUGGUGGCCCUCUAUGGUUCCCGGCCAUAUGGUUAUGAAACACUGAUUUAUGUAAUUAAAGUGUUGAUGUAGCUUGUUUACUUCAGAUGCAGUCAGUCGUCAGUGUUAUGUUCGGGUCAUAUUGCUGCAAUGGUGGUGUUACGAUGCGGAAAAGGACACGAAGAAGCAAAAGCAGCAUGCAGCAUGCAUCCGGCCCUCGUCCUGCUCGUCCUGCUGCUGCUGGGCCAAGGUCUCGCCGGGUCGACAACAGCCGUGACCACAUCGAUGGCUGCGCUCCACAGCUUCCGUGGCUGCGCGGUCCGCGAGUUCUCUUUUGUGGCCCAGAAGCCCGGCUGCAGGGGUCUGCGCGUCACCACAGAGGCCUGCUGGGGACGCUGUCACACCUGGGAGAGGCCAGUGCCGGAGCCCCCCUACAUUCACAGGCACCACCGAGUGUGCACGUACGCACUGACACGCUACGUUAGUGCGCGGCUGCCAGGCUGCCACCCCGGUGUCUCGCCUCUCUAUCACUACCCGGUGGCCAUACACUGUCACUGCGCCGCGUGCACCACCCUAGACACCGAGUGCGAGUCUUUCUGAUCAUCUUGUACACAGCAAUGUGUCAUUAAAGUCAUGCAACAAAAAUAUCUGUGUGUGUGUGUGUGUGUGUGUGUGUGUGUGUGUAUAAAGUAAUAUUUAUAUACUGUAUUUAUCAGAUAAUACAAUGCAAAGGCUAGUUUAUGCACAGCACAUUAUGUAUACAUUCCGGACGGCUUCGAAGCGUUUCUGGACCACCAUCCGCCACCUCAGGAAGGGGAAGCAGUGCACUAUCAACCCUGUGUAUGGUGAGGAUGGUGUUCUGCUGACCUCGACUGCGGAAGUUGUGGAUCGGUGGAGGGAAUACUUCGAAGACCUCCUCAAUCCCACCAACACGUCUUCCUAUGAGGAAGCAGUGCCUGGGGAAUCUGUGGUGGGCUCUCCUAUUUCUGGGGCUGAGAUUGCUGAGGUAGUUAAAAAGCUCCUAGGUGGCAAGGCCCCG